Messenger RNA from Adelges cooleyi (spruce gall adelgid), 6302 nucleotides. RefSeq lists its product as uncharacterized. Gene Ontology annotation, biological process: regulation of transcription by RNA polymerase II. Gene Ontology annotation, molecular function: DNA-binding transcription factor activity, RNA polymerase II-specific; RNA polymerase II transcription regulatory region sequence-specific DNA binding. Gene Ontology annotation, cellular component: nucleus. NCBI's taxonomy places the organism in Eukaryota, Metazoa, Arthropoda, Insecta, Hemiptera, Adelgidae. The record is from RefSeq and is a predicted model, not a curated record.
CACAAGAAUAUACCUGACCUAACCGACGCAUAGUGUGUUGCAUGGACGCCGGAGACAUCAUCAACGACAGUUGCGAAUCUGCUUGGUUUGUCCGAAAGAAAAAAGGCGAAUCAAUCCAAGGACCAAAUAAAAAAACCAGGUGGACAGAGCCGAAAAAAAUGUCAGGCACUCCGACGUUCGAUCAUAACUAUCACAAAUCUCAUUUACCGGAAACUAGUGAUGACCUUAUCGUUUCGAAUCAACAAAAAUAUGACCAGGAAAACCUCGAAAAGGACUUGUUUAAAACAAAAAACCCCAGUGUUGACCCGACAACUUUGAAUGACUGCAAUCGAAUACAUUUUUCAGACGGUCAACCGAAGAUUUGUGACGUCGGUGUUGACGCUGUUACAGACAAACGAAACAUGAUUAAAGUGACCAAGAACUUGGGGAAAUCAAAUAUCCAACGAGUAAACGAUGAUUUUCUUGAGCACGUUGGUGGUUUGGUCUCAAUGAAAAACACUGAACGCGAAAAUUCAAAAAAUGUAAAAAACUCUGUUAAAAAAUCGACCAGCAACACGGGUGGUAGAAACAACUUUUUGGUUAUAAAUCCGAAAUCGUUGUAUGAGAGUGGUGGUGUUCAUAAAACGUCUGAUAACGGACAGAGGAUUGUUCCAACUAGCCCGCCGAGUUCAGUUAUAGAAGAGCCGUUUUUAAAUGAAGUUAUCGUUACUUCUAUACCUCCAGAGUCUCAGCUCCAGACAGCUAAUGAUAAUUCGAAUUCCGAUGAAGGUUUAACGGACGUGGGACAAACUCAAAAUUCUUCGACGUCCAAUGUUCUGAAUUUCAAAAUAAAUAAAUCUAUCGGCCAAAUUGCCGGACAAGCACCAACAAUUCUCCCAUCGCUUGGAGUAGAUGUAAUUGCUGAUGUUAUGGUUCAGUUAUUUAAUCUAGGCCAAACAAAAUAUAAUAAAUUUAUGUCUGUGGUCGAUAAGAUUCGAGAGGAAAAAGUUCUGGAUGAAACUUAUGAUUUUUUACAUAAGCAAACUCAAGAUAAAACGACCAAUUGUUACAUACUUUGCCUCGACUCGACUAAUCAGGUAAACCCAACCCAAAGGAAAGAAGAUGUUGAUGAUUCUGACAAAGAUAAUAAUACAAUCACUGACAAUGUGUUGGAUCAAAACGCUGUAAAUUCAGAUAAAUCAAUACAAGAAAUAAGUACAAGUUUUGACCGAGUUAAGUGUAAAUAUAAUGUAACCGAAUUAAAAGAACUAAGAAUUAUAACUCCGAAGAUUGAUGAUCGUAAAACAAACAAACGCACAGAGAAAGUAAUCAAAUUGAAGUCUACGUUUGUUGGGCCAUUAUGUAAAAAAUUAGCUUUUUGGAAAAAGGAAACACUAAGUGCGAAAAAAAUAAAGACGAGAACACAAACAAGCAAAAAACUUAAGAAAAAUUCUGACGUUAUACUUGAGUCAUACUUCGUCGGUUAUGAGAAUAUUUGUCUUUCAAAAGAAGUUACUAAAAAAAAUCCGUCAAAACAUAGGAUACUACAUGAACUAAAUACAGCGCCCACAAUUAAAAGGAAGUCGCCAAUCCCCGAAAUGAAAAAAAACAAGCCUCUCGAAGAAGAAAACCCGAUAAAAAAAAACAUAACCCCUUUGUUUGUUUCGAAUACUAUCAAACCUAACCAAAGUAAAUUUAAUGAUGCAAAUAUCGCCUCCGAUAUAAAUGUCGCUUUAUCAAAUAAAACGAUUCAGUCAACCGAGACACAAGUAAUUACCGUCAGCCAGUCCAAACCAUCUGAGAAAUCAAAAAAACCGAGAAGGAAAAGGAAAUCUGCUCUCGAGGUACAAACACCUGAAAAUGAAAACGUAGCCCGUUCGUUAAGUGAAAAACAAGUAGUAAUUAUCCACGACCAGCCGGAAGAACCCGAAAAAUCGCGAAAACUCGAGUGGAUAAAAAACAAAUCAAAAACGUCUCCGAUAGUCAAUAAACAACACAACCAUAUCGAUAAAGAAUAUUUUCCAACGGCCAAGAACGUUUUGAAGUGCAAGUUUUGUCAAUUCCGCGGCACCAAUCUGCCAAUAGUCGAACACUACAAAGAAAUGCACAAAGACGAGGAAGUCUUGCCGUCCAGAGUGUCGGACACCUGCGCUAAAAAAUUAAUAAACGAUUCUAUAGCACACAAAUUGGGAUUAAUGAAUUGCGAGCGACUGGAAGAAAACCGGGUUGGACGGGGUAAACGCAAACGUAAAACCUUGAGCACCUUCUACACUUGUAUAUUUUGCCGUAAGACUAUUAACGAUAUUGACCUUUUUUCCGACCACACGGCAUCUCACACUGGCGAGUACAGUUAUCAAUGUGAAUUUUGCCACGUGUCCUGUGCGAGUGCAAAUCAUUUGAAGGAACACCGCACAACGCAUCCGACGAAGUACAGCAACACCCGUAUGAAUGUCUUCCGACUUGUCUACCCGAACCCCAUCCCGGUCAAAACGCUGUACGGGUAUCUGUGUCCGUUUUGUAAUUACACUCAGUUGAGUUACACCAACAUGAUCAAACACAUGGGCCGAUACCAUUCCGCCGAGGACAAGAAACCCAACGGCCGGUGGACCGUGAUCCGGAUCAAUAUGUCUUUCGACAAGUUUAACGUUUGGGACAGUGUGUCUAGUGUGGACUAUAGCAAUUUGGUUGGAUGUCGACCUCCUCUUUACUAUGAAGAAAAUCUUAAUUCAGUAACAACUGCAGCAAACGUUUCUGGUGGCGAUACAUCGAAAACUACCUCAAUAUCCUCUAAAUAUAAAAUGAAUCUUAACCGGAAUCCGCUGAGUGAUGAUUUCUAUGAAAAAUUGCUCAACAAUAAUUUGGGUGCGACAUCAUCUACUGAUACGGCCAGUCCUAAAUAUAUGUUGAAAAAAAAUGUGAGAAACUGUUACUUUUUCAACUUGUUAAGUUGUUUGCAACUCAAAGCCGUUGUAUUGUUUCAAUGUCUGGUGCCAAAAUGCAUGGGUAGUUCGUUUUCAACAGUCUUGUAUAGCGAGUUCCUUAAGCAUAUCCAGAUGUGUCACGAGUCGUUGAGUUGGAAUGGAGUGUGCAACGUUUGUAUAGGCCAAACUAAACCAAGUACGGAACGCUUAUACAUGCUGGACGCUCUACAACACUUGGUUCAAUUCCAUUUGACUUUAUGCAAAGGAAAUCAACCAUCUACGGCCAACGCAAUCGUUGUGAGCGAUACAGAACAAAAUGAAAACGCUAAAAAAGAUGCGAUUGGACAACCUGCAACGGCAGUGAAACUACGGGUUCGCCAUUUACCCGGCGACAAGCUUUCAUCUCCUCUAAACGUUUAUCCACAAGAGACAAGCCCAAAUAUUCUGCAAUUGUUUGAUCAAGAUUUAUCUGUUGAAUUUAAUGACAGUAACGCAGAUCUAACAAGUAUUGCAGACGACAACAUUGUAUCGGAUGUUUCUUCUUUUCUGGAAUCAAACAAUCAAAUGGAUAUUUCUGACAGUAGAACAGCUACAAACAACAUUCGAAUAUAUAACGUGAGGACAUUAAAUGAGUUCCAGGAUGACCAUGUUAACGGGAAGAGUGUUUCCAAUGAAAAUAUCAAAAGUGACGAUAGUGAUGAUCAACAGAUCGUCAACAACGGGCAGCUGAUCGAUGGCGAAUUUAAGUUAAUGGACACGGACGAUACAAAAAUUAAUGAAACGCGAUUUGAACAAUGUUACAAUGAAAUGUCGAAAUCCGUUUCCCUACACACGAUGACCGUCCCGAACCGAUUGGGCCUUUUCAAAUGUUUGGAAAAAAGGUGUAGACGAAUUUACACGGAUGUCAAAUCGUACAAACGACACAUGCUCGUCCAUUACACUCAACCGAAACCGAAACAAAAAAGAGCAGGCGAACAAUACAAAUUGUGUUGUUAUUGUUAUAAGCCGUUUGACGAUCUAGAUUCAUUGAUCGAUCAUGUCGUCGAGAAGUACGCUCAUUGCCUAUACUUUUGCCAGUAUUGUUUGUACCGUGCAUACACACCGGCACAUGUUUUGGCCCACGAGACGAAAUUGCACCCUAAACGCAAGCCUCUAGUAAUACAAAUGGAAAUCGACGAUCACAGAGGUUUGCUAAAAGAAAAUGUGUUGCCUGUGGAUUAUAGUAAAUUCGUUUUGCCUUAUACUUGCGAUCAGGAAAAAACCUGUUUGUUUUCCUGUUAUGUGGUCGAUGAUUUUAUAACUCACUUGCAAGACGUGCACGGAAAACGUGAUACGUUUAGUUGUUACGAAUGCACUAACCAGUUCAAAAAAGAAUGUAAUUUUUCUUUACGUUGGUCGACAAGUAUUAAAACGCAUUUCGAAGUUCACAGCAUAUCCACGUACCAGUGUAUUUUCUGUUUGUUUGGAGCGGACAGUACUGAAAAAAUAAUACUACACAUGGCGAUGGAACAUUUCGUGCAUGAUUUAAUAUGUAUCGAACGUCGGUUGAAGAACGAUUGCAGCGAUUCAACGAAAAUCGAAAAUCUAAAAAUCGUUCGAUUGGAAUCGAGCAUAGACAAAAGUAUUUUAAAAAAAAUGAUUUUACCCAAACCCUUUCCGGAAAUCUCAGCGGGCCUAACCGAACAACAACAGACACAAUGUACAGAUUCCAUCGACGACACCACGAUAAGUACACCGUCGUUUAAUCAUUUAUCUUCUUCUUCCGACAACCAAAAUCCUGUGACGUCGGUAAAAUCACCAACGACAAUGGACGAUGGCCAAAUGAUAGCUCUAAGAGACGAUGAAGUUACGCGGCCACAGUGUUCCGGUUUGAAGAGAAAGCGUUCGGUUGAAGAUUCAAAUGCUGUUGCCAGUUGUGAAAAAUCCGUUAAGACGGCUAAUUUAUCACUAAACUUAUGCAAGAAGCGUUUAACGUUCACCCCGAGGACUGCUGACCAGAUUCCCAAGUUACAUAUUCUCUCGGAGCCACUCAGUUGUGGCAUAUGUUUGUACAGCACUAAAGUCCGAUCGAAUCUUGUAAAGCAUCUCGAAAGUCACGAUAAAUGCCAGGAUUUUUCUAAUGUAGAAAUCUUGAAUCCAGUUCCAUCCAUUGAAAUUCCACACAAACCGUUUACAAUGAAAGUACCUUCAGCAAGUUCACACGAGCAAUUUGUUGCUGCUGAGACCCAGACCGAGAUGGAUAUGAAAAACUGUGUUGAAAUAUCGCUGCCGGUGAACUUAAAACACGAGUCCUAUCCGGAGUAUCCAAAAUUUGUCAAAAUACCGGCUCGAUACAUGUGCCCCGUUCGAAAUUGUACUUUCACCGGUGCUAAUUUGAAAAUGUUCACGGACCACUUGGCAGUGAAGCACGUUGAUUGCAGUUAUUUUACAUGUCCGCAUUGCCCGCGGGAUUCCAACCAUAAAAUCAGUCUAAACGAGAUGGGCAACCAUCUUACGUACCACGGCAACAGCUUGUACCGUUGCUAUUAUUGUCCGUACAUACACUACUUCAGCACCCAAGUCAAGUUGCAUUUAAAAAAUGAACAUUUGUGUCGGACCCCGAAAGAACGUCUGUCCAGCUUUAUCGUGAUCAGAGGAAAAGCCAAAUCGGAUAACCGUCAGGAGCUGUCGUCGACCAUCAGAUGGACUUGCAAUAUUUGUAAUACUCACAUGUUAGCGUCCCAGCAAGAAAUCGAAGAACACAACGCUCGUGUACACGCCUUGACGAAAACUUACUCAUGUUCCGUGUGUUUCUUUGGACACGACAACCCGGAAACGUUGAAGGAACAUUUUAAUGCAAAACACCCUUUGUUGAAUGUGGAAUACUUCCAAACAUAUAGACAAUCGGAGCCGGCGACCGUUGCAUUAAAAAGGCCCGUGGAAUCGCCUAUCGACAUACCGGCGAAGAAGGUCCAUCGCAAAUCGGUUCAAACAGACAAUUUCGACAAAAACGCCAGCCUGGGAACAAUCAAAUCGAACGGCCAUUACUUGUGUCCCAAAUGCAACGAGUCCCACACCGAAGACGUUGGUCGGUUCAAAGAGCACGUGUACCAAGAAAUCGAUUACAAAACACAGUGGAAGCGUACGGGAUGUGGUGAGAUUUCGGAUUCGCUCAAGGAUUUGAAUUGUUGGGACAACCACCAUGGAACGGGAGACACUUAUAAACUGGUCGAAGACGAUCAGCACAAAUUCAAUUGGGUUCAACCGGUUGUCAAAUAUCAGAGGAGGUCGUUGAGAAUGUUAAACAGAAAAGCGCAGUUAAAAGAAAACGACCAAGAGAACAAAGUGUUGAUCAACGAAAAUUAUGCGUUGGCGUUUGAAGAUGCAAGUGAUAUUGAUAUAGAACAAUAUAACAAUAAAUAA